GUUAUUCUCAAAGAUACAAAGCGGGUUGCCGCUGGAGGGUAUGCGGAUAUCCACAUCGGCCAAUACCGUGGGCGCUGUGUGGCAUUAAAGACCAUGCACGACUUUCAAAGACAAAAAACCGAAGAAGUAUCCAAAAUUCUGAAGGUUCCGUCUACGUUCUGCCGCGAGAUCACACUGUUACACAGCCUCAACCAUCCGAAUAUUUGUGGAUUCAUAGGCGUUGACCGCGAACUUUUUGAGGGACGCUUUUGUCUAGUAACCGAGUGGAUGCCACAUGGAAAUAUCAUGGACUUUAUCGAGACCAACUCCUUUGUCUUUGGCGAGGUCAAGCAAUUCGUAGCGGAGAUAGCUUCGGCCUUGGCAUACCUGCACAGCAAGAAUGUGGUGCAUGGAGACUUACACGUCAGAAACAUUCUCAUCGACGCCGGUCGUCAUGUCCGUCUGGCAGAUUUUGGGCUUUCAGACUUUUGUGAUGCGUCUUUCGCCAGCGUUGGCUCUGCUUCUGCGGGCGCAACCCGGUAUAUGGCACCAGAGAUCUUGUUUCCGGAGAAAUACGGUCUACGACAUGUUCGCCAUACCCCUGAAAGCGACGUCCAUUCGUUCGCAAUGUGUGUCUGGGCGAUAUUCAAUGGCGAUUCCCCCUUCCACGACUAUCCGGCAGUCACAGCUUCGUUAGCGAUUAUCGAUGGCAAGCGCCCGCCACCGCAUACAGCCAAAUACGACCUUCCAGCAUCGCUGAGGUCUCUCUUAACUCUCUGCUGGCAAGAGAAGGCGAAAGACAGACCCAGCUCCUCCGAAGUCUACCAUAGACUCGGUCAAAUGUUCCAACCUCCUGCGUCGCUACACGCUCACUCGAGAACGUCAGCUGUCGGCAGCAGGAGACUGGCUCGGCUGUCGCGUCCGUAUGGCGACGCAGACAGUUCCGGAAACGAUUCUGCUUCCAGCAGCCGGCCGGAGAGCGAUGGAGGCAGACUCAGCACGCGCAAGCUACUCCGGCAGUAUCGUGCCGUGCAGUCAGCCAGAGGCACGCCUAUUACCGCGGAACUUCGGCCGCCAACCAUGAUACGGAGCCCCAUCGUGCGACCCGGCACCAGUCCACCGGCGGUCGUCGCUACACCAGACUCUACAUCACAGACAGUGCGACACCUAGCAAGUAGGCAUCCGGACGCAGAGCGGCUGGUCCCGCAGACUGUCUAUCGGCCUUCGCAGGCUCAGCAGCUACGCGGGGGGCGCGCUGCGCAAGUGUUACUCAUGCCCCCCAUCAUGUUCUACGUUUACGGCCCUCGGGGAUGCGGAAUCAGCUGUUUUGAUGCUCUUAAUGGAAGAUUCGCAGAGUUGCAGGAUCCGGACGUCCUCGUUGAGUGCCCAAGGUCUAUGAUUUUGAGAAUCAUGUGGCCUGAUUACGAGCCCUGGUCGGCGAGUAUCCUCCUUCACUCCGGGACGUCUCGGGCCGACUUAGCGAUGUGCGUCAGCCUCUAUACGCAAACAUUCAUCAACGAAUCGUUGACGAAAUGCCUGAGAGCUGAUACGCGCUGGAGACUGGGGCCCGGUGCCAUCACGCUGUCCAACCUCGAACUGGUCGGCCUGCAACCUGUAGCUGCACGAGACUGGCAGGUCCACUUCCGGGUGCGCCAAGUAGCGCCUCAGACAGCCUGA
Molecule: messenger RNA, 1656 nt
Organism: Phanerochaete carnosa HHB-10118-sp
Lineage: Eukaryota; Fungi; Basidiomycota; Agaricomycetes; Polyporales; Phanerochaetaceae
Exons: 7
Biological process (GO): protein phosphorylation
Molecular function (GO): JUN kinase kinase kinase activity; ATP binding
Source: RefSeq, a predicted model, not a curated record